AUGAGAUUCUCACGGACCGAUAUCAUUGUCGCGUUGGUGCUGACCCUCCCGCAGAUUAUGGCGCAGACGCUCGGAGAAAGUGUCGUUGCAGCUAACGACGAUGGCGCUGCUUGGCAAACCGAUACUGUCCGAGACGGCGCUGGUGGGGGCAGCGGCCAUGCAGAUGAUGCUGAUAGGGACAUCGGUACUCUCGGAGACAGCGUCGUUGCCGGUAAUGACGACGGAGCGGCUUGGGUUACAGACAGUAUUGCCGACAGCACUGCUGCCAGUACGACGGCGGACUGGACACACCACGACUACGUGGCCGAUCACGCUGAAAAAGCCGACAGUUCCUUUACACCUUCGAACGAAGCUUCGGACGUGGGGACGGUCUCACCUCCAGGCGAUUCGACGGCAGUCAACAGUGCCAACAAGACGAUGGACGACGGAUCUACUGAUGAUACGACGGAUGAGGAUACGCCUCGCCAGAGUCCUGCUGCUGAAAGUGGAAGCAGCGAAGCCCCUCGUAUUCUUGUUGCAGCUAGUACCGCUCUCAUCGCUGUGGCUGUUGCAGCCAUGCUCUGGUAG
This is a messenger RNA of Hyaloperonospora brassicae, 567 nucleotides long. The record is from the annotation of a GenBank genome assembly. NCBI's taxonomy places the organism in Eukaryota, Oomycota, Peronosporomycetes, Peronosporales, Peronosporaceae.